UUGAUUAUUUGGUCAACCUCCCUUUGUUUGAUGAAGUAUCGGGUUGGGGUGCACAAUUGCUGCUGAAUUUGGAGGAUUUGUCCCUGUUUCCCGGUUUUUGUGGUGAAUUUUUGUUCUCAUCCAUGGAUUUAGCGAUAUCGGAUGAACUGUUAGGUACUUUUGUGCCAAUUAUUGUCUACUGGUUGUAUUCUGGCACUUAUAUUCUUAUUAUGGGUUCCUUUGAAAAUUAUCGGUUGCACACGAAGGAAGAAGAUGUGAAGAACUUAGUUUCCAAGGGUACUGUAGUUAAAGGUGUUCUUCUUCAGCAGACAGUUCAAGCUGCUGUUGCGAUACUCUUGUUCACUGUAACGGGAAAUGAUGAUACGGCAGCCCUAGGUGUGCAACUUAACUUUAUAGUGCUACUGAGGCAAUUCUUGGUUGCAAUGCUGGUUUUGGAUACGUGGCAAUAUUUCAUGCAUAGAUACAUGCACCAUAACAAGUUCUUGUAUCGGCAUAUCCAUUCUCAACAUCAUCGUCUAAUUGUUCCCUAUGCUUUUGGAGCUCUAUAUAACCAUCCUUUGGAGGGUCUUUUGCUAGACACAAUUGGUGGGGUCCUAUCUUUCCUCCUCUCUGGUAUGUCACCCCGAGUCUCCAUCUUCUUUUUCUCCUUCGCUACCAUUAAGACCGUGGAUGAUCACUGUGGAUUAUGGCUUCCGGGGAAUCUCUUCCAUUUGUUCUUUAGAAAUAAUACUGCCUAUCAUGAUGUUCAUCACCAGCUUUAUGGCACCAAAUACAAUUUCUCACAGCCGUUCUUUGUUAUGUGGGAUAAAAUUCUUGGAACAUACAUGCCUUACACACUUGAGAAGAGAGCUGGAGGGGGUUUUGAAGUGCGCCCUACAAGAGAUUACAAGGUGGAAUGAUUAUGUAGCAGAAUCCACUGUUUGCUACCAAUUUGUAGCAUUAUAAUUUCCAAAGAGAUGAUUUGUUUAUAUUUGGCGCUGUGUUUGUAUUUAUGUAUAGGUGAUGGUCUUGUACUCUAUUUCUUUGUUCAUAUAAAAGUUGAAAUUUAGUUAUUG
Telopea speciosissima is the source of this 1055-nucleotide messenger RNA. RefSeq names its product sphinganine C4-monooxygenase 1-like. The record is from RefSeq and is a predicted model, not a curated record. NCBI's taxonomy places the organism in Eukaryota, Viridiplantae, Streptophyta, Magnoliopsida, Proteales, Proteaceae. The coding region runs from base 123 to 899 and encodes 258 amino acids. Gene Ontology annotation, molecular function: iron ion binding; oxidoreductase activity. The transcript has 2 exons. Gene Ontology annotation, biological process: lipid biosynthetic process.